Molecule: messenger RNA, 459 nt
Organism: Aspergillus homomorphus CBS 101889
Lineage: Eukaryota; Fungi; Ascomycota; Eurotiomycetes; Eurotiales; Aspergillaceae
Exons: 1
Coding region: 1-459 (152 amino acids)
Source: RefSeq, a predicted model, not a curated record
AUGUUCCUCUUCGAAGCCAUCCACAAAUUCAGCGUCCUGAACGUCUCACCCACCCAGCAAGCGAUCGUCGUGAGAGCAGAGGAAGGCGAGGAGAAAGAGAACGCGGAGGACGAUCCCAACUGGACGGCGCUGGAGAGCCGCCUGCGCGAGAUCUUCCGCCUCUUGCGCGCGCGCUACCCCGACGCGCCGCUCUUCCACGGUAUCUGUCGGUGGGGGUCCUAUGCUCAAUGCUACCGGGAGCUGCAAGCCCAGGAGGAGAGAUACUUCGGCGGGCGAGGGCUGUAUCGCUGGGUGUUCACCGGCGGCGAGCCAACGCUCCAGCUGGGUUUCCCCCCAGGCGACGCGAUGCUGCGGUGCUGGUCGGAACGCCGCGUGCCGGAGUUUAAGCACUUGACUGCUGCGAAUAUCAAUAUUCCCGGCGUGAUGGUCGUGCCGUCUUGGCCAUAUUGCGGAUGUUAA